This is a messenger RNA of Malania oleifera, 2001 nucleotides long. Its product is annotated as proline--tRNA ligase, cytoplasmic-like. Gene Ontology annotation, molecular function: proline-tRNA ligase activity; ATP binding. Gene Ontology annotation, cellular component: cytoplasm; aminoacyl-tRNA synthetase multienzyme complex. NCBI's taxonomy places the organism in Eukaryota, Viridiplantae, Streptophyta, Magnoliopsida, Santalales, Ximeniaceae. The transcript is spliced from 13 exons. Gene Ontology annotation, biological process: prolyl-tRNA aminoacylation. Bases 283 to 1818 code for a protein of 511 amino acids. The record is from RefSeq and is a predicted model, not a curated record.
GACGUCGUUUGCAAAAAGGUCAACCCUCGCCCCUCGGCAUGUCGCCGGGUCCUAGCUCUUUUUUCCUCUGUCUCAGAGACAAGCCUAGUUCACACUCCGGAGCUCAAGGAGAGCUUUUAUUUUCAUAUUUUUUCGUGCAAAUAACCAUUUUUUAUUCUUAAAGCGUCUCUGAAUGGUCAUUUUGAUUUCGACCCAAAAAGGAAAGCUCGUUUGAUUCUUCAGAGGCCAAUUCCUUGUUUUCACAAUUCUACGUCGCUCCUCCAGAUAAGCUGAGUUGAGGCUAUGGCUGGUGCUGAGGCAAAAAAGUCAAAAGCCAAUGCAAACAGUGGUGGAAAAAAGAAGGAAGUAAAGAAAGAAACUGGUUUAGGUCUCUCCAAUAAGAAAGAUGAUAACUUCGGAGAAUGGUACUCGGAGGUUGUUGUCAACGGUGAAAUGAUUGAGUACUAUGAUAUUUCAGGAUGUUAUAUUCUGAGGCCAUGGACUAUGGCAAUAUGGGAGAUAAUGGAGGCCUUCUUUGAUGCAGAGAUAAAGAAGAUGAAAAUUAAGAACUGUUACUUCCCCCUGUUUGUGUCUCCUGGUGUUUUGGAGAAGGAGAAGGAUCACAUUGAGGGUUUUGCUCCAGAGGUUGCUUGGGUCACAAAAUCUGGAGAAACAGAUUUGGAAGUGCCAAUUGCAAUUCGCCCCACCAGUGAAACUGUCAUGUAUCCCUGUUAUUCUAAGUGGAUAAGGGGACACAGGGACUUGCCUUUGAAACUAAACCAGUGGUGCAAUGUUGUUCGUUGGGAGUUCAGCAAUCCGACCCCAUUCAUUAGGAGUCGUGAAUUUCUUUGGCAGGAAGGGCAUACUGCUUUUGCAACCAAGGCGGAGGCAGAUGAAGAGGUCCUUCAAAUAUUGGAAUUAUAUAGGCGUAUAUAUGAAGAAUUUCUGGCAAUUCCUGUUGUAAAAGGCAAGAAGAGUGAGCUAGAGAAGUUUGCUGGUGGACUUUAUACAACAAGUGUUGAGGCUUUCAUUCCAAACACUGGUCGUGGAAUACAAGGUGCAACCUCGCAUUGUUUGGGUCAGAACUUUGCAAAGAUGUUUGAGAUAAAUUUUGAAAAUGAGAAGGGAGAAAAGGCUAUGGUCUGGCAGAAUUCUUGGGCAUACAGUACUAGAACGAUUGGGGUGAUGGUGAUGGUUCAUGGAGAUGACAAAGGCCUGGUGCUGCCACCGAAAGUGGCAUCUAUCCAAGUUAUUGUGGUUCCAGUGCCUUAUAAAGAUGCUGAUACCCAAGCAAUCUUUGAUGCCUGUACUGACACUGUAAAGUCCUUGACUGAGGCCGGAUUUCGUGUUGAGGCAGACUUGAGGGAUAAUUAUUCUCCUGGUUGGAAGUACUCACAUUGGGAAAUGAGAGGUGUUCCUUUGAGGAUUGAAAUUGGACCUAGGGACCUGGCUAAUUGUCAGGUACGUGCUGUUCGUCGUGACAAUUCAGCUAAGACUGAUAUACCUAUGGCCAGUUUGGCUGAACAAGUAAAGAGCACGUUGGAUAACAUUCAACAGAGCCUGUUUGAUGCUGCUAAACAAAAACGGGAUUCUUGCAUUAGGAUUGUAAAAUCCUGGGACGACUUUAUGGAGGCACUUGGUCAAAAGAAAUUGAUCUUAGCUCCUUGGUGUGAUGAGGAGGAGGUGGAGAAGGAUGUGAAAGCACGGACAAAGGGUGAGAUGGGUGCAGCAAAGACCCUAUGUUCUCCAUUUGACCAGCCAGAACUCCCUGAAGGAACUGUUUGCUUUGCCUCAGGGAAGCCUGCAAAGAAAUGGACCUACUGGGGCAGGAGUUAUUAAUUGUUUGGGAAGAGUUUCUCAUGUCCUCUUCUCCCUGCAAUGCUUAGCUAAUUUCUCAUUGCAUUUAGUAUCUGGAGAUUGACAAGGGAAAGGAUUUCCCUUUUGCUUCCUUGAACCCAAUGGAGAAUAGUUUUUAAUUGGAAAACAAAAAGUUUAUAUAUCAUAAAAAAUAUUUCCAAGUAA